AUGAAAAGGUUGCGAAUCCUGUUGCUGCUUUAUCCAAGCCUUCAUGUAGCCAAUCCCGGGAGCCCUGGUGUUGCGAAGGCUGGUGUGCGGUUUGCGAGCGGCAUGCGAGCUGAUCCUGGUCCCGACCUACGACAGCCUGAGACUUCCAGGGCACGCAUUGCUCUGAUUGGAGCCGGCUCCUGGGCGCAGGGAUGGCACCUACCUCACCUGCGGUGCAAUCCGGCGGCGCAUCUGGUGGCCAUCGUUGACCCUGCCGAGACGACCUGGAGCAAAUACAACUUGGACAUGAUGCCGACACCCGAGUUGGCAACACUCUAUGGGGUACCUUUGUUCCAAAGCUUCGCUGAGUUUCUGCAGUCGGACAUCACCAAGACCACGGAUGGUGUCAUUAUAUCCUCCACGCAUUCGACCCAUUGUGAACUAGGACUGCAGGCGGCAGCAGCUGGCUUCCACAUCCUCGUGGAGAAGCCGAUGACGGCCAAUGCUGCAGAGGCUGUGGCACUCGCGGCCGCUGCCGAACGCAUGAAAUCAUCGAAGAAAGCCUUCAUGGUGAACCACUCUGCCAACUUCACACGCCACGCACUUCGCGCCCGUGAGCUGGUGCAGAGCCACCUCGGGGAGAUCGAGCAUGUGACCUGCCACAUGAUCAGAGAGCGGGAGUUCUUCGAAGACCCGGAGAAUCGACUUUGGGUGGCCGCCGAGGGGUCCAUGACUGGAAAUGGGUUUGCUUGGGGGCAGAGCUGCCACACCCUGGCCUGGGUCUACAGGGUCACCGGGCUAGAGCCCGAAAGCGUUUUCUGCAAGAUGGCCUGCUCCAAGAAGACGGGUGCGGACAUCUUCACGUCGGCGCUGAUCCAGUGCGCCAAUGGGGCCACGAUCUGCUGCCAGGGCCUGGCCGGUUUGCCUGGUGGCAAUGCCGUCGGCUCCGCGUCCAAGAAAGGCAAGCUGAUCGAGAACAAGAUCUUUGGCUCCGAGGGAUGCCUCCUCUACAGCGGAGACGAUGCUGAUCCUGCCUCUGGCAAGCUGGAGCUGCUCCUACACAAUGGCUCGGUCGUAGUCGAGGACGGCUUCUUCUUCGAGAACACCUCGAAGGAGGGCCAUGGACCCGAAUCUCUGCAGUCCUUCCUGGCCGCUUGCAAAGGCGAGGAAGUCAUCAAUGCCGCCGAUGCGACGAACGGCCGACUGGUGGUUGAAACCAUUGACGCCAUGUACAAGAGCGCCAAAGACGGCUCAGUGGUGAAGAUUGGGAUGAAGUAA
Molecule: messenger RNA, 1257 nt
Organism: Symbiodinium sp. CCMP2592
Lineage: Eukaryota; Dinophyceae; Suessiales; Symbiodiniaceae
Source: the annotation of a GenBank genome assembly